CUUCGGUGCGCAGCUCAUAAGUUUCGGCGAUUCACUCCUGGACAACAUGAUGAGCAUCCUCCCAGUUGACAAGUGGAGGCGGAUCCGACCGGCAGCCAGCCCAGCGUUUUCUACGGGAAAGCUACGCAAGAUGAAUUCCUUAAUAGCUGACUGUGCCCGAACAACAGCGGAACACUUGAAAGAAACAGCAGAAAAGGAGGGAGAACUGGACGUAAAACAAUUUUACGCGAACUACGCCCUCGAUGUGAUUGCCAGGUGCGCAUUCGCCACCCGGCUGGACUCGCACAGUGAUGAGACCAACGAGUUUGUCACCAAAGCCAGGCAGGCGUUUUCGGGCGGAAUAACGCUGCGACUAGUUUUAGUUUUUAUGUUCCCCUGGGUUUUCAAACUUUUGAAACUGAAGGCUCUCGACACUGACUUAUUUCUUUACUUCAAGAAGCUCUGCCUCAAAAUAAUCGCCAAGCGGAAAGAAACCCAAACUCGGCAGGAGGAUUUCUUGCAACUUAUGAUGGACGCGCAAGACGGUGUCCUUGAAGCUGCGGCUGAAUCUACAUUAUCGGCCAACGAGAAACUCUUCAACCUCGACUCGGAGAUCAAGGCGGACACCUCGUUCGUGGGAGGUGUUAAAGCCUUGACUGAAGAGGAGGCCAUGGCGCAGUGCGUCCUCUUCUUUGCUGCUGGUCAAGACACGACGUCAUCCGUGCUCGCUUUUACCCUCUACCUCCUGGCGGUCCAUCCCGAAGUUCAAGCCAAGCUGAGGGAACAAGCUGACGAAUGUUUCAAACAGCAUGGGCCAGAUCCAAGCUUGGAUGUCGUCUCAAAACUCAAGUACCUUCACGGGGUCGUGUCAGAAUCCCUGAGAAUGUUUCCUCCCGGACCAAGGUUGGAGCGAUCUUCCCCAACUGACUACGUUCUGGGUGACACCGGAAUUAAAAUUCCAAAAGACUGCCCGAUUGCCGUACCCGUUUAUGCGAUGCAUCACGACCCAGACUACUUCCCCGAUCCAUCAAAGUUUGAUCCCGACAGGUUCAGCGAGGAGAACAUCGAUAACAUUCGCCCGUACACAUACCUUCCUUUUGGAGCGGGGCCACGGAACUGCAUCGGCAUGAGGUUCGCCUUGGAGGCGGUCAAGCUGUCCCUCCUGCACUCCGUCCACAGCGUCGAAUUCGUUCGUACAAACAACACUAAGGUUCCUCUCGAAUUCGCUACUGGAUUUUCGGUCUUCAACGCCAAGAAUAUCACAAUCGGAGUUAGGAAGAGGACUGUAUGAAAUAUUUCCACGUAUGAGCCUAUGUUUGUUGCAAUCAAUCAUUCAACUCGAAUGCUGGGAAGUGGGCGUGGUGUUUGAAUGUGCUUACGGGUAGCUUUUAAUUGAUUACAUGAUUAAUUGAAGCAAUUGCUACGUUUAGCUUGUGUGCUAUAAAUAAAGUAACUUCAUGUAUAUGGCUUUAAAUCGCGAAGAUAUUCAAUCAUUCGGUACUUCCAAAUUUCUAAAUAUUUUUUUUUUUUAAAUCUAAUUUGUCGUGUAAAAUUAAACAUUGUUUUGCGGCACGUUUGGUCGAAAAUAAGAAUCACGUGCCCACCAUAUAUCCACAAAGUCAGCAGCUGUACUAUUGUGCCUGAAAAUAAAAACGCACAACAGAACCACAAAUAUAAAA
Messenger RNA from Ixodes scapularis (black-legged tick), 1658 nucleotides. RefSeq names its product cytochrome P450 3A8. NCBI's taxonomy places the organism in Eukaryota, Metazoa, Arthropoda, Arachnida, Ixodida, Ixodidae. Bases 47 to 1270 code for a protein of 407 amino acids. The transcript has 10 exons. Gene Ontology annotation, molecular function: monooxygenase activity; oxidoreductase activity, acting on paired donors, with incorporation or reduction of molecular oxygen; heme binding. The record is from RefSeq and is a predicted model, not a curated record.